AUGGAUGCAUUUUUUUCUAGCAGGCCAUCAAGUCAUAUAGAUGAUAUACAACCAAUUAAAAACGAGCCCAAUUCUUCAAUUUUACCAUCAACUCGCCCAAAGUCGCCUCGAUGCAUUCAAAGAAAUAUAACUGACCUCACAUCAGAGACACAUAAAGAAGCAAAGUCCGUUAAUACCAAAAACUAUACUGCUGAUGUAUUAGAUAAUACAUCAGCAAAACCACCAACUCUCAUGGCAUAUCGCCCUACAACAUCUAGUCAUAUUGAUACGAGUCCAACUGAAGAGUCGCAGGAAACCAAUAAACACGAGAGUUCAACUCAAAAGCAGCAUGUUCUGCAACCCAGUAUUACUUUCAAAUCAUGCAUCAACAAAACUCCGCCUCUCCAUAGAAAACAAAAGUUUGGUAAGAGCAGUGAAACGCCAAAAGAGUCACAGGGUGCGCAAUUCAGAUUAGCAAGAUCUACUCAAUCUAGCAAACAAGAAAUACCGAUUCAAAUAGACAACUUGUCCAAAAAACCUGUAAAGAAGCACAAGUUGGAUUUUGCUCAUACUGCUAGCGAAUCACUUAGUGAGAUGACUCGAUUAAUGCAAAUAAUUGAUGAACAAAAAGUAUUCAUUAGUCAACUUCGCGCAGAACAACGUACUCUAAACAUUGUAAACUUGAGACAAGAAAAAGCAAUACAAAAGUCGGAUAGAGAUCGUGGUGAUAUGCCCAGAGUCAUCCAUGCAAUGAAUGAGGAGCUUCGUGUUGCAAAGAUUGAAAAAAGUCGUCAUAUGGAUAAAAUAUCACAUCUGCAGAAAAAAACACAGCAUCAAGCACAAGAGAUACAUCGACUACAGAACAAAUGCAAUGUACUACACGAUCAAAUCUUGAUUGGAAAGACAAUGGACAUUCUCACUUUACAAAAGCAAUUGGAGCAACAUCAAGCUAUAAUUGAAAAAUCCAAAGAGAUGAAUUUGAUACUAGAAAGACAGGUUAGGCAAUUGGAAGGCGAGCGCGACAGGGAAGUUGCAUUUACUAAAUCAAGUGUAAGUAAACUAAUGACUGAGCUCAAUCAAGCACAUUCUGAAAUCACAGGUUUGAAACAGAAACGUCACGAUCUUGAUCGACAAUCAAUGGCAAUGUCGAAUCGGAGUCCUUCACGACCCAGCCCAACUUUGUACGUUGAUGAUUCUUGUAAGUUCGAAUCAAUUCGUCAUCAUCCAUCAAAAACAGCAGCAUCCUCAAGAAAUCAUGGUCAUUUUGAACACUCCCGCGGCACACCACUUCCACAGCUGUCCAAUCAUGUGGCUCUAUGCGAGCCGGUAGCACCAAAGUCUUUUUCUCAUAAAAAGUCACUACGUACAACAAGAUCGCUAUUACUGCCACUUGCAAAAGAGUCAGAGUGCAAGUAUAUUGUUCCCCAAACUUUACAAGUAUCUGUAAAUCAUACAGAGAGCUCCAAUCUUUUGGGUCCAAAUAGUGACAUCUAUAAGCCUAGUUUAAAAACUCAAGCUACUAACCAAGUAGACAAUUUUUCUGAACCAGCUCAGCACAUUGUUUCCAUUUCUCAAAACACCAUUCACAAACCUGCAGUGCUUACCAAAUCACAGAUGGGUGUAAAGCAACCAACACAGUUGAUUAGUAUUAGCAAUGCUGAAACGCUGAUUGGAGCCACUUCUCAAAACUUACAAAUCGCUCAAACACCAACGAUCGAUUCUCCAAAUACUCGACAAACUUCAUCCUUGCAAGAGAAAAAGACGACAGACAAAUUCGUAUCAUCAAAUGCGUACAAUUAUGAUAUUCCAUCCAUUCCCACCUCACCUAACACAAACUUGCAAAAACUACCCAAAACAAUGCAUAGCCAGACCACGACUCACCUUGAAAAGACAGAUUUAAAUUCUGAAGCUAUUUAUGUGGCAGAAACACUUUCAAAUUACUCUGAUGAUUUUUCUUGA
Batrachochytrium dendrobatidis JAM81 is the source of this 1938-nucleotide messenger RNA. RefSeq lists its product as uncharacterized. Gene Ontology annotation, cellular component: axoneme. Lineage: Eukaryota; Fungi; Chytridiomycota; Chytridiomycetes; Rhizophydiales. The record is from RefSeq and is a predicted model, not a curated record. The transcript has 6 exons. Gene Ontology annotation, biological process: intraciliary transport. Bases 1 to 1938 code for a protein of 645 amino acids.